Messenger RNA from Hippopotamus amphibius kiboko, 963 nucleotides. It is a transcript of the gene SMIM20, whose product is annotated as small integral membrane protein 20. Lineage: Eukaryota; Metazoa; Chordata; Mammalia; Artiodactyla; Hippopotamidae. Bases 116 to 319 code for a protein of 67 amino acids. Gene Ontology annotation, biological process: mitochondrial respiratory chain complex IV assembly. Gene Ontology annotation, cellular component: mitochondrial inner membrane. The record is from RefSeq and is a predicted model, not a curated record. The transcript is spliced from 3 exons.
UCCGGAAGCGAAGGCCGCUCCUCCCCUUCCGAGCGGGGUCACGACCCGGCCGGCGGGAGCCGGGCUUGGAGAGUGAGGGGCGCUGGGCGGGUCGGGGCGGCCCCCGGCUGGAGCCAUGUCCCGGAACCUGCGCACCGCGCUCAUUUUCGGCGGCUUCAUCUCCCUGAUCGGCGCCGCCUUCUACCCCAUCUACUUCCGGCCCCUGAUGCGGCUGGAGGAGUACCAGAAGGAACAAGCCAUAAAUCGAGCUGGUAUUGUCCAAGAAGACGUGCAGCCACCAGGGUUAAAAGUGUGGUCGGAUCCAUUUGGCAGGAAAUGAGAAGGCUAUCGCCACCUCUGAUUACGAAAGUAGACAGAGUCUUCAUGCUUUUAAUUCUGCAGCAAGUACUGUAAGUCACCUGGCUAGAGAAAGAUGGCUGGAGAAGAAAACUCUAGAAGGCCGUAAAGAAGAGUACUGUGCACAAGGAUUAAAUUCCCUUCUUAAACAUCGAAAGAACCCUGGAACAAAUCACACCAUUAUGAAGGUUCUCAUGAUUUGGUUUCCUUUCUAAAAAUGAAGCUUUCACCCAGUUGGGUUCAGAGGUGAUCUACUUAUUAUUCAUCCUCCACCUCUUAUCCAGCUGAGCUGUGGUGUGAGUACAGGCAACCAGUAGACUUGGGAAGAUCCUAGUCUGUUUUGCCAUCUUCCAAAUAGGAAGUUUCAGUGAAAAACCACCCUAUUGAGCCAGCCUCAUAGGGCUCUUUGAAAAUGUUAAAGUUGAUAAAACUCUUUGAGGACAAGGUACAUUGUACUCUUUAAGAAUAAACAGUUGAACUCAGCUGUCUCAUUGGGAAGCUUGCUGCAUGUUGAAAAAUAAAUAAACAUGAAGCAAAUCAAACUAAAUGGGUGUGCGUGCCUAGUAGAGAUGAGUGUCAAAUUAACCGAAGUGAAAAUGUGUACAUUAAAAUGAUUUCUUUUUACUU